Messenger RNA from Durusdinium trenchii, 2687 nucleotides. NCBI's taxonomy places the organism in Eukaryota, Dinophyceae, Suessiales, Symbiodiniaceae. The record is from the annotation of a GenBank genome assembly.
UUGAGCACAAGAUUUCUUGAAGAGCCUCGCCGGAUUUGUUCUGGAGAUGGAGGUGUUCCGGCGCCGAAAGCCCCGGCGACAGGAUGAGCACUUCCCAAGGCAGAAGCGCUUUCAGGAGCGACAUGAGCAAAUAUCCAGGCAACGGGAUUUCAAUGAGGCCGACACGUAUUUGCCGAACUACCAAGAGACCCUGGUGCACUACCACAAGUCCUUCGGGGUCCUUCAGGAGCUCUUUGAUCACAGGGACUUCAUUGGUUUUGCAGAGGAGAUUCAUGGUUGUGCGGCAAUUGAGACGGGGCCGCGCUUUUUAGAUCUGGGUUGUGCUCCCGGCGGCUUUGCCGCUUGCCUCUUGCAGGAUCACAUCCUAGGGCCCGUGAGUGUUGGCUAUGGCGUCUCACUGCCCCCUCAGUUGGGAGGCUUUCAGAUGGCCAUCACCUCCUCAAGACUGUAUGUACAGUUUCAAGAUCUGCUUCAGAUUAACAGUUGCGAGUUGAUGUGCAUCGACGACUCCAUUGACAUUUGUGUGGCGGAUGCACAGUAUCUCUCCAACAUGUUCAAACCGCAACAUCAGGCUUCCAAGUAUCGGGGCAUGAAGACGCGAAGCCGAACGCUGGGCAUUUGGGCAUUGACUGUCAAGGAGUGCCAGAUUGCCUUUGCAAAACUCAGGCAGUCUGGAAGUUUUAUUUUCCGUUUUGGCUGGCGUGGUGUUGGCUCAGCUGAUGUGCACCCGUCUGGGGAGCCGGUGCACCCUAGCCUCUUAGCCAAAUACCUGCAGGAAGAGGAGUGGUACACCGCGCUGACGCAUUGGCUAUUCAGUGUUUUAAAGUCGCUGUUCAGCACACUGCGGCCUUUUAAGAGCGAAUACGUGCAUCAGGCAGACGUCUCUUUUUACAUGGUCUGUCGGAACUUUGACCGGGAGAAGUUCAAGCUUCACGAUUGGGAGGUCAAACUUCAGAGGGCCUACGAUGAGCUCACUAAUUGUGAGGACGAGGCCAAACUGGUAGCAGGUCUCAAAGAAGCCAUCAACCAGGGCAUCAAGGCAGAGAUUGAUGAGCUCUUGGAGUACGUUGGCCGCAUGCGAGCAAUUGGCAUACAGAGCCGCAAGGUGACCAAGCCGCAGGCGUUCACUUGGAAGAGCGAUGCUGAGCAGAAGGAGGAGACUACUGAGACCACAUCGAAAGAAGAGAAGGUCUCAGACACAGAUGAAAAAGCUGAGAGGGGCAAGGAAGCAAAAGAGGCUGUUGUCAAGUCCGACGCCAGUACAGAACUGGAGGAACGAAGUGAAUCCUCCUCUGCGACCACUUUGCCCUCAAGAAGUGCAGAUCCAGCUGAACCAGGUGAAGCGUUUGCUGCCAGAGCCAGAGUCGAGGUACCCAAACCACCAGGUCGGUGCACCUCGCAACCAUUGCAAAGGCAGCAACGUGCGCGCUUGGGCAAAGGCGAGCGACCUUCUGGAAGAAGACGUUCAGAUUGGAUAUCCUGGCCGUCCCCUAGUCCAACCACCUCGACGGAUGCAAUUGCACCUCACCAUGCAGGCAUAGUAGACAGAACUCCCUGGGAGACAGGCACCAGCGGCACCACCCAGUGGCAUUCGUGGGAUGCCUCUGACUACGAGCAAAAUGCGUGGAAUUUCAUCACUCCGGAGGCAUCAUACUCGACAGAGAUGCUGCCAAAGCUCCCGAUGGACCUUGAUGCUUCCUGCGGCUCCUCUGCAGCUGCGCAUGGGUUCGAUGCCAUGUAUCAGGUUGAACACAUGGACCUGCACUUGGGAGACGCAUCAAUGUUCGAGGAUCCCAUGAAUGGUCACACUGAUGUCAUGAUGCUUGAGGACAGCAUGGAUAGCAUGCUCGUGCAGGAUGGCAGCAUGAGUGCGGAUGCCAUGAUGCAGGCUGAUACCUUCGGCAUGUGGUGCAACCAGGUUCAUACGGUCCAUACGGGACAGAUGGCCAACUGGGUGCAGCCAACAUAUGGUGCGCUGCCUGAGUGCCUGCCACCACCUCCACCAGCACCUCCAGUGCUGCGAACGACGGAGGUCAUUAGCUAUCCACCGCCGCCGCAAGGCCUUUUGUCAAUGCCAACACCGGCUGUGAGUUCCACGCCGCAGGUAGUUCCUAGCCCACCAGAGGGCGAUGCUUCUGAAAGUGCGCCGUGUGUGCGUGAGCUUGAGCAGACAGAGCAAUUGAGCGGAGCCCCUGAGCAGGAGGCUUUUGAUGCUCUGGCAUCCGAGGACGAAGACCUGGUUUUGAGACGCCGUCGCCGGCGGAAGGACCGUGAUGAGCGUCAUGACCGGGAUCGGCGACGUGAGCAUAGAGGAAAGAAAGACCGAUCAGUACUGAGAGCCAUCCGCCUGAUGCACAGAGAGGGCAAGGGCUACCGGCCACCUUGGUACCGACGCUUCAAGGACAUUAUCCGAUCUGCAGUCCUCGAUAUACACCAGGACAGUCUAAACGCGCUCCGCUUUGGCAUUUGCUUUGCCAUGGCUUGGUCGCUAUGCAGCUUGAUCAUGUCAAUGAUUCGCUUUUCCUCACAACUCAAAGCGAGCAAUGUAGGAAGCUGACACGCAUCAAGGCCGGAGUGACUGAGCUGCGUGAUCAGACUUUUGGUCCGUCGGUGAAAUGUGCUUUGGGUCGCGUGCAUCCUCAAUGUAUUAAAUGUUGCCGCCUUCACGUUGUUUGCACUGGAAGAUA